AUGCCCGGCCUAACCGACCUUGCCACUGAACUCUUCUACGAGAUUUCCUCCCAUCUCGACGAACACGCCAACAGAACCCUGCGGCUCGCCUCGAAGAAGUUAUGCGCUGUCGCUUCCUCUAUUGCGCUUUCGCAGCUCAAGAUCGACUGUCAAGCCUCCCUAACAAAGACAGUGCAGAAAUUAGAAGCCUACGGGACACGUUCUACGAGGGGUGCCGACUACGUUAGCAAAGCCGUCAUACUGUCACUAUCCCCGAAGGAGAAGACCCCAACUCUCGAAAGCAUUGCUCGGUCGAUCCAUCUCGGGCUUCAGCUGACCCCAGCGGACAAGACGUUCCUCGAGGCGAAACUCUUGACCAAGUUUACCUCUGCGUUGUUCGCCUUGAAGGAUGUGCGAUCCAUCUCCUGGCAUACGAGCGCGACGGAUCCCUCAUGGGCUUUCAAGGCUAUCUACGGCUAUGUAGUCGCCCGCAAGGUCCCGGUCUUCCACGUUGACUUUACAGGAGGUUUCCACCUCGAUUUGACCAAUUUCGACCGCAUCACCUGUCUUCGAUGUUUUUCGUUCACCAAUCUUCCCGAGUCCAAGCCUAUUUACAAUAUUCGCCUCCUUCGAGCGGCGGCCAAGAUCAUUCACAAUAGCCCCGACCUCGAGAGCCUCGAAAUCUCAACUGCCUACAAGGAAGCCAUCGCCGAUGCGCCGACCGUGAGCCACCUCCUCCGGGGUGAUCUACCCCCUCUCUCGCUCAAGCACCUCAGCGUCUGUAGACUGCGUUUUCCCCUUGACGACAGCAUCCUCCCGCACUUCCGCUCCCUCAAGUCUCUCAGCGUCCAUCACAACUUCGAUGGGGCCCGGUCGGAUAUCUGGGACACCUUGAAGGACGAGAAGAUCCAUCGACAUCAACGUCAAGGAUGUCAACAAGGCGUUCCUCGACUACCUGAAGUACUCGGGUCUGCAGGAACUCGUGCUCGACAACCGCGACAGGGUGUGGGCGAACAUGUGGAAUCUCGACCCGUUCUAUUCGAAGACCCUGCCGUGCCAUUCGAAAUCGUUGUUCUCCGAACUUAA
Cyclocybe aegerita is the source of this 1065-nucleotide messenger RNA. Lineage: Eukaryota; Fungi; Basidiomycota; Agaricomycetes; Agaricales; Hemipholiotaceae. The record is from the annotation of a GenBank genome assembly.